Messenger RNA from Aphis gossypii (cotton aphid), 2025 nucleotides. Its product is annotated as E3 SUMO-protein ligase PIAS1-like. Lineage: Eukaryota; Metazoa; Arthropoda; Insecta; Hemiptera; Aphididae. Bases 831 to 1889 code for a protein of 352 amino acids. Gene Ontology annotation, molecular function: SUMO ligase activity; transcription coregulator activity; zinc ion binding. The transcript has 3 exons. The record is from RefSeq and is a predicted model, not a curated record. Gene Ontology annotation, biological process: protein sumoylation; regulation of transcription by RNA polymerase II.
CGAUUAGUGAAUACCGACAGAGUUCUCGGGUUAAUAAUUAGAAAAAUCGAUCCGCUAGAUACUGCAGUGACUGGAACGUAAUAUGCGUAACAAACAAUUAAUUAUUAUCGUUAUAAGCGAAGAGUCUCUCGUCGAGUUUGCCACGUACUAUCUGUACACGCUUCGUUACAUAUUUAUUUCAUAUGAAUAAAAGCGCGGGAUUCUAAAAUUCAAAUGUAACAUUUCCAGGGAGCAUGCAGUGACGCGCAUGCGCAGACAGCACAUCGUUCAAAUGGCCUUUGCCGCCAACAGGCUGUCGGAGGCAGUCGUCGGAGGAUGCUUGGCUCGUGUUCGGUCUCAUUGCAGUUUGACCAAAGUAAAAAUCGGUGUUUGGAGGUAAUAAACAAAGUUAGCGUCGUUUUUACAAAUGUCUAUGAUGGCGUCGGACGAACGUGACGAUGUCAUUUUUCGCGUACACGACAAUCGGCAUACAACGCGUCGUAUCGACAUUGCGUCUCUUUUUUAGCCGAGUCUAAAGUGUGUGCAUUAAACUGUUGUCGUUUGAUUUUUGGCCGAUCGCUGUCGAUUAUCGUUCAUCGUCUGCACGGCGACUAGGACGGUCGGCGAACGCAAAACGACAGGACCGCAGCAUCACGCCAAAACCAUUAUUCGCCAGUUGCCAUUGUGUGAAACAACGCGGACACACAUGGUAAUCGGCGCGUCAUAAUAGGAUCAGCUGUAAGAUUCGACGACGACAAUCGCCACCGUCGUGCACAUCUUUCCAAUUAUUGAUUUUGACGUACAACCCGAUUUAAAGGAAAAAAAUAUACCGAUUCGGGUUUUUGUCUAUAAUGUCAUAUCCAUUACCUCCAAAUCAAGAAAUGAGUAUUAUAGAACAAGAUGCAUUAAGAUUAGGAACAAUGGCUAGCGGAAAUAAUUCUAACACGCCAUCUAUUGAAACUGUAUCCCGAAUCAAAUACAAAAAUUUGCCGUUUUAUGAAGUUAUUGAUGAAGUCAUUAAGCCAACUCUUCUAACUGGCACGAACAUUUGUACAUUAGCACAAUUCCCUGAAGGUAUGAAAGAAGCUAUAUUCAAAUUUGUUCUGUCAUCCAAACAAGUCAAUUUCGUAGCCGGGAAUCGAAAAAUUUCUCAUGAAAAAUUUGAAUAUCCUUAUCAGUAUCAAAUUCGAAUCUGUCAGUUUGUAGAGCCUGUACCUAAUGAGUCACCAGAUUAUAUGCCUCUUGGACUACGCAUACGAGUUAAUAUGAUAGAAUGUCAAUUACCACUAAUUCCUCUUAAUACUCGACCAGAAUUGACCCUGACACGCAGACUUGAAUGUAGACGAUCUGCAGGCCCUAUCGAUUGCACUGAAUAUGUCAAACUUUCUCCAAUCAAUUGCAACGACAUCACUAUUAAUUGGACACCAGAUGAUAAAAAAUACGUUUUUUCGAUGUUUCUUGUAAAGAAAUUAACGACAGAGACUUUAGUAAAAAAACUUCAAGACAAAGGCGGGAGAACUAUAGAAGAAACAAAAAACAUUAUAAUUAAAAAAUUAAUAAAUGAUGAUCCAGAAUUAGCUACUACGUCUACAUAUCGUUUUUCUUUGGUGUGUCCAUUAAGUAUGAUGAGGAUGAAAAUUCCUGCUAAAUCCAUUCAUUGUGAUCACUUACAAUGUUUCGAUGCAAGUAUAUUCAUUUUAAUGAAUGAAAAGAGGCAAACUUGGAGGUGCCCAACAUGCAACAAGCCUUGUUUAUAUAAUGAUUUACUAGUAGAAAAUUACUUUUUAGACAUCGUUUCAAGUCCAACCCUUAAAGACUGUACUAAUGAAGUUGAGAUUUUACCUGAUGGAACGUGGAAGAUGUAUGAAGAAAUUAAAAAAAGAAAAAUCACCGAUAUAAGUAACAGUUAAGUUAACAGGAAAAAAAAUCCAACAGAAUUUUUUAUUUGAUACGCUGGUAAAAAAAGUUCGUCAUCUCUGGAUUAAUAAUAAUAAUUAUUAAUUAUGUAACAAAAUAAUAUAAUAUUAUAGUUUUAGUUUGUCAAAA